CGGCACCGGCGGCAGAGGCGACAGAGCCGAGGGGACUUCGUUGGGGGGCGCACCGGGUGUUCCAGCAAGAGGAGCGUGACCCGGAAGCGGAAACGGGUCCCCGUCCCGUCUCCGGUAGGCCUCACAUCUGUCUCAAGCUUGUCAGUGGGCUCCUACUACCAUGGACCUUUUGUUCGGGCGCCGGAAGACGCCAGAGGAACUGCUGCGGCAGAACCAGCGGGCCCUGAACCGUGCCAUGCGGGAGUUGGACCGCGAGCGACAGAAGCUAGAGACCCAGGAAAAGAAAAUCAUUGCAGACAUCAAGAAGAUGGCUAAGCAGGGCCAGAUGGAUGCUGUGCGCAUUAUGGCAAAAGACCUGGUGCGCACCCGGCGCUACGUGCGCAAGUUUGUGUUGAUGCGGGCCAACAUCCAGGCUGUGUCCCUCAAGAUCCAGACACUCAAGUCAAACAACUCAAUGGCACAAGCCAUGAAGGGUGUCACCAAGGCCAUGGGCACCAUGAACAGACAGCUGAAAUUGCCCCAGAUUCAGAAGAUCAUGAUGGAGUUUGAGCGGCAGGCAGAGAUCAUGGACAUGAAGGAGGAGAUGAUGAACGAUGCCAUCGAUGAUGCCAUGGGUGACGAGGAAGAUGAAGAGGAGAGUGAUGCUGUCGUGUCCCAGGUCCUGGAUGAGCUGGGACUGAGCCUGACAGACGAGCUGUCAAGUGAGUGCUCCAAAAAGGAGGUUCCACUUCCCACCCACAGCCCAGCAACAGGCAGACUCUCCCUCUGCCUACAUUACUUCCCUGUUUUCCUACCCCCACCCUUUCUCCCUACAGACCUCCCCUCAACUGGAGGCUCACUCAGUGUGGCUGCUGGUGGGAAAAAAGCAGAGGCUGCGGCCUCAGCCCUGGCUGAUGCUGAUGCAGACCUGGAGGAGCGGCUUAAGAACCUGCGGAGGGACUGACUGCCCCCACCACUCCAGGGGUACCAGUGGAUGCCCAGAUUGUUACCAAGACUGCUCUGUAAUAAAAGAAAUUGAACACUA
Molecule: messenger RNA, 1024 nt
Organism: Propithecus coquereli (Coquerel's sifaka)
Lineage: Eukaryota; Metazoa; Chordata; Mammalia; Primates; Indriidae
Gene: CHMP2A
Product: charged multivesicular body protein 2A
Exons: 5
Coding region: 161-943 (260 amino acids)
Biological process (GO): endosome transport via multivesicular body sorting pathway; protein transport; late endosome to vacuole transport
Cellular component (GO): multivesicular body; ESCRT III complex
Source: RefSeq, a predicted model, not a curated record